GGUCGCCCAUGUCAAUCACUGACAGCCGUCGUAUCUCCUCUCCUUUCCACUCUUCAAAAAAUAAUAAUAGACCAAUAGUAGUCAUAAUUAAGGGUAAAAAAUAACAUAAAAGGGUCUUGAGGAGUCUUGACUAAUUUAUAUAGGAGAGCAAACAAGAAUUACGAUGUCUUGGGUUUCUCUAAAAAAUCAAUCUUGGGUUUUUUCUUUUUUUUUAUUAAAAAUUUAAAUUAAAUGGUUUCAUUUUCUUUCUUGUUUGAUUUACUUCUUAGAACGAUUAAUCUUAUUUUCUCUGUCUUAUUGUUCGUUUCCUUUUUCACACGGCUAACUAUCAAUUAGCUUAACAAAGCUCUUUUCUUUUCAAAGCUCCAGUCUUUCUGUCGCUUUCUUGGGAAAGCAAUGUUAUUUCCUCCUCCUCCUCCUCCUCCUCUCGAUGACUCCUCCUUUUUAUCCCUUCUCUUUUAGAUUUCUUGAUAAUAUAUAUUUUCUUAACCAAAUUCAGAGCUUGAUCGUGUAAGAAAUGAGCGUUGACCUUUUAUCUUGAUCAAAACCCUAUCAAAACAGCCUUAACCACGCAAAAAGUUUGUAUUUUGGGGUUAGGGUUUGUUAAUUCUUGAUGUUCGGAAAUCUGGGUUGGUGUUAUUUAUGUUAAAUGUCAUUUUGAUUGUUAGAAUUGGUUUUUGAUAGCAUUGUUUGUGCUUUUUUUGGGUUGUGGUGUAAAUUCGUAAUAGUCAAUGGAAAAGGAUGUUGGUAAGGAUGCUAAUGGAUCAAAAAACGAGCCUUUGAUGAUGACUUUAGACUCUCCAGAUGUUGAGGAGGAUGUUGAAGAGAAUGGAGAAGAUUAUAGUGAGUUCAAGGCUUUGUUGCCUCCUAGGAAAGGUGGGAUGUCAAGAAGUCCAGACAAAGUCAGGAGAAAAGUUCAGUGGAAUGAUAAUAACGGGAAUAAGCUUGUGGAGAUUUUAGAAUUCGAACCCAGUGAUGUUGGUGAUUCUGAUGAAGAGGAUGGUGAGGCACCUUGCCAUCCUUGUCAACAUUUUGGCGCUGCUUGCCGAAGGGAAAUUUAAGGAGGGAUUUUGGUGGUUUCUUUUGUGGUGAGUUCUCAAACAAGCAGCUUUGAAUUGGUGGAUCUUUUCCUGGGAAAUAAAACAGACAGAAAUAAAGAUGAUCUAGCUCACAUGAGAUGUCAUAGGAUAUCAAUUAAAACUGAAUAUUUUUGCUUUUUGACAUAUGAUUGUAUAUAAGAGAUGAAUAACACUCUGACGAUUAAAGUUACAUUUACUUCA
Molecule: messenger RNA, 1280 nt
Organism: Populus nigra (black poplar)
Lineage: Eukaryota; Viridiplantae; Streptophyta; Magnoliopsida; Malpighiales; Salicaceae
Exons: 3
Coding region: 732-1061 (109 amino acids)
Source: RefSeq, a predicted model, not a curated record